This is a messenger RNA of Rotaria sp. Silwood2, 1152 nucleotides long. The record is from the annotation of a GenBank genome assembly. NCBI's taxonomy places the organism in Eukaryota, Metazoa, Rotifera, Eurotatoria, Philodinida, Philodinidae.
AUGAUGAAAGGUCAUGACAAGAGAAAAGUGAUGAUGAAAGAUGGUCAUAUUCUCAUUGAACUAAGAUCAAUUAUGUUGAAUGGUGCAGAGAUCAAUGAUGGACAAGAAGUAAUUAGCACUGAUGUUGACGUUCAAAUUGAACAAAUAAUGAGCAAUAAUUUCGACGUUGAGACCGAGCUAGCAGCUAUCACAUUCGAUGGCGAAGAGAUGAAUCAUGGGCAGCAUAUGACGAGUGAGCACGUCGAGAACAAUAAUGAUUCAUUGAAUAUGUUGGAUGCAAGAAGUUCGAACAUAAAUAGUGAACAAGUACUUAAUCAAAAACAAGUGAUGCUAGCAAUCGAGGAUUCUGAUAAUGCACCGAACGAGUCUGUGACAAAAAAUUGUCCAGUUGUCAAAGCUAUUACUGAGGAACGAAAUUUACUAACUACAGAGAUUAUCAAUGAUAUGAAAGCAGACCUAGCUCCUAUUGUUGGAUAUGCCGAAGAGCCUCUAUUACCACUGUCCAGAGCAUGUUUUCCGCUCACCAACAUCCUUUAUAAUUUAUCUUUCUACGUUCAAAUGGCACUUGACGAAACCUCAGAACAGCCGCCUGAUGGGCUAACGAUCGACGAGAGCGCUGCAAUUCGUCUCUAUACGAUCGAAUGGGAAAGACCCCAUAGAAGUCUUUAUUCAACGCUCAAUUACACUCUCAAGAAUGAGAAUCGCGAACAUCUUCAACCUUAUUUUAAGUAUUUGAAACUGUUCUUAACUGCUUUAGUCAAAUUACCAUGCGUCCCGCCCUUAACCGUUUGGCGAGGAGUAACUAAAAAUUUGAGCGAAGAAUUUCCACCUGGUACAUUAGUGACCUGGUGGGCAUUUUCAUCAUGCACAAAUGAAUUGACUGUACUUGAGAACAAAAUGUAUUUGGGUAAUACUGGUAGUCGAACAUUAUUCUCUGUGGAAGCUAUUAAUGGUCGAAUAAUACGAGCUCAUUCACAUUUUGUUACUGAAGAUGAAAUUCUUCUUCUGCCUGGCACUCACAUGAUAGUUCAAUCACAAUUCAGUCCGGCACCUGAUCUUCAUAUCAUUCACUUGAAACAGGUCAUACCACAAAAAGUAUUAUUGGAACCACCAUUCGAAGGUAUUUUAAACAUUUUCAAUCAAUUAGUUUAA